AUGGACGAUGAUCAGAAGGUAAAUCUUUCUUCCCUCCAUUUAGAUAGCAAGGCUGAUGUAUGGUUUCAAGAUUAUCAAGCUUGUAAACCAGUAGUAAUUUGGGAGGAGUUCCUUAGAGAUCUUUGUAGACGCUUUCAAGAACUUGGACAUGAUGAUAUUGUUGGAGAACUUAAUAAACUCUGUCAAAUUGGUAUUGUUAACGACUACUUAGAAAUUUUUGAAGAACUUAAAGCUCUCAUGAUAACUAAGAAUGGGUACCUUACUGAAUCCUACUUUACUUCAAGCUUCAUUAGUGGGCUUAAGAAAGAACUCAGAGAAGCAAUUUUGGAGAAUGCUUCUAAAAAGAACAGAGCAGUCCAUAGGCCACCACCUCUUUAUGUGCCAUCCUACACUGCUUCUAACAAAAAAAAUUCUCCUACUACAAGUCCUAGAGUUCAUUUAAAACCAAUCAGCACCAGCAACACAAGACAACACUCCACUCUACCUCCCAUUAAGAAGCUUUCAUAUGAUGACAUGAGAGAUAGAAGAGAAAAGGGACUUUGUUAUAAUUGUGAUGAAGUAUUCUCCUAUGGCCAUAAGUGCAUCAAACAACAGAUAUAUAUGUUAGCAGAAGAUGAAGAGGAAGGUAUUGUUUCUGAGGCUACAUCACCAGCUACACACUUACAGUUGGAGCAUGAAACUGAGGAGGAAGUGGAAGUCUCAGCUGCUCACUUACGUGGUGCUACAAUACUUCCUACUGCUGCCUUACAAGUUGUUGUGGAUGAUGGAAACAAGUUAGUUAGUGAUGCAAAAUGCCCUGCCUUCAAGUGGAAAAUGCAGGAGCAUUCAUUUCAGUUUGUUAUGAGAUUGCUGAAACUAGGUGGUUGUGACAUGGUUUUGGGUAUUUACUGGAUGAAGGAACACAGUCCCGUGGUUUUUGAAUUUAACAGACUUAUUGUUUCCUUCACUACCAGUGGCAUUAACAUUAUUCUCCAAGUUCAACCUGAGUCCACUAGAUUAUCUUGUAUGACUGAGAAUGAUCUUCAAAAGUUCCUUCAAAAGAAUAAGCAUGGAUUGGUUGGACAUCUUUUCUCUAUAUCUGCUGACCCCCCUCCAUCUUCAAUGCCCACACCCAUACAAAAAUUGCUUGAUUCUUAUUCUUCAAUUUUUCUGGAACCCACAUCACUUCUACCAUCUAGGGCACAUGAUCAUCAUAUUCCUCUUAAACCAUCUUCAUUGCCCCCCAAUCAAAGGUCACACAGAAUCCCUUAUGUACAAAAGGAAGUUGUGGAAAAACUAGUUCAAGAAAUGUUAUCUUCUGACUAUAGGAAGAUCAAUGAUAUUACAAUCAAGGAUAAAUAUCCAAUUCCUGUCAUAGAGGAGCUUCUAGAUGACUUAAAAGGAGCUAUUGUAUUUUCCAAGAUAGACUUAAGGUCUGGCUAUCACCAAAUUUUGGUUUAUCCUCAUGAUACUCACAAGACUUCCUUUAAAACUCAUCAAGGUCACUAUGAGUUUUUGGUUAUGCCCUUUGGGCUAACUAAUGCCUCGGCAUCAUUUCAAACUCUCAUGAAUGAUGUUCUUUCCCCAUACUUGAGGAAAUUCAUCUUGGUCUUCUUUGAUGACAUAUUAAUCUACAAUCCUGACAUGGCUUCUCAUCUACAACACUUAAAGAUUACUCUUUAUCUUCUGCACCAGCAUUCACUAUUUGCAAAAAUGAGUAAGUGUACCUUUGGCCAACCUCAAAUUGAGUACUUAGACCACAUUAUCAGUGGAGAAGGAGUGGUUGCUGAUCCUUCAAAAAUUGAGUGCAUGCUUAAAUGUCCUACUCCAACUUCAUUGAAAGAGUUAAGGGGAUUCCUGGCUCAACCUGCUUUUGAGCAGCUCAAAGUACUUGUUACUUCUACUUCAGUCUUAAGUUUGCCUGACUUCUCCAAACCAUUUGAAAUUGAGACUGAUGCUUGUGAUGUGGGAGUGGGUGCAGUGCUGAUGCAGGAGAAAAAUCCUAUUGCUUACUUUAGUAAAGGAUUGGGUCUAAGAUUUUCAGCUAAGUCAGCUUAUGAAAAAGAACUCAUGGGAAUUGUACUGGAAGUGAAUAAGUGGAGGCCAUAUCUACUAGACAAUCAUUUUACUAUUUUUACUGACAUCAAAGUCUGA
Molecule: messenger RNA, 2133 nt
Organism: Papaver somniferum (opium poppy)
Lineage: Eukaryota; Viridiplantae; Streptophyta; Magnoliopsida; Ranunculales; Papaveraceae
Exons: 5
Coding region: 1-2133 (710 amino acids)
Source: RefSeq, a predicted model, not a curated record